AACAACAACAGCUUGUAAUUUCACCACUAACAGCUGGACUUACAAGAAACUCACCUCAUUACCACAGAUGAUUGUAAUGCAGAAAGGAAUUGCAGGUGGCAGGUGGCAGAAAAGUGUUGGGAAAUGUCCCCUCUAAAGGGCGGCCUACAAAUCAGCUCUGCCAGAUCCAAAGAGUGCCUUCAGUCAGUCACCCAAAAUAACCCUCAAAACUAAAUACUUAAUACUGCUACCUAAGAUUCGGUGGCAACAAUGAGCGCCCAGCAAAACGAUAGCCAUGGCAAUCGAUAGCAACGGGCAGGCCAGUUCGCUUGGAAACCCCUAGCCAUGGAGAGCAAGCAUCGCCUCGCGGUCUACGACUGUGACAUCGGCACGGACGACGCCUGGGGCCUGGCCAUGAUGCUGCGGGCCGAGGGGGUGGCUCUGCCGGGCGGCAGGAGCGUCAAAGUGGUGGCCAUCACCACGGUGCAGGGCAACACGGACGUGGACAAUGGCGCGCUGAAUGCCCUGCGGGUGCUCCACACGCUGGACAGGCGGGAUGUUCCCGUCUUUAAGGGCUGUGCCGAGUCGAUUGUGCCACGCACUUGGGAGUACACCUCUAAAUUCCAUGGCCAGGACGGCUUGAACGAUGUGGGUGGCUAUCCGGAGGUCAACGAGCAGCAGGAACUGCAGCCGGAGCACGCCGUGAACGCCAUGUACCGCCUGGCCUGCGAGUACCCGGGCCAAGUGGACUUCCUGCUCUGCGGGCCACUCACCAACUUUGCCAACUGCAUCAAUCUCUAUGGACGCUCGUUUCUGGACAAGAUCGGCGACGUCUACAUUAUGGGCGGCAACAUUUUCGGCAAGGGCAAUGUGUCCAAGAGUGGCGAGUUCAAUUUCAUGAUGGAUCCGGAGGCGGCGCACACAAGCCUAGAGCGAUUGACGCGGCCAGCGCUAGUCCUGCCCUGGGAGACCUGCAUCGAUGGCGAGCUGGGCGUGACGCUCGACUGGCGACUCAAUGUGCUGGGCGCCGUCGACCAUCCCUUCGUGGAGCUGCUGACCCGGGCGGAACGCUCGAUGCUGGAGCCGCGGGGAUUCAUCAAGUGGAUCAGCUGCGAUUCCCUGCUGACGGCCAUCUACCUCUUCCCGGACGCCAUGAUCGCCGACCAGCGGGAGUACUAUGCCACCGUGGAGCUGAGUGGCGUCCACACGCGCGGCCAGAUGGUGCUGGAUCACCUGCGGGGCCGCAAGGUGGACGCCAUCCACGGGAAGCAGAGCAAUGUGCGCGUCGUGAGGCGCCUCAGUGGCGAGCACUUCCGCACGAUCAUCGGCUGGACGGGAUUCCUGCCCAGCGCCGAUAUAGCACCACUAUGCGUCUAGCACCUAAUAAAAUGCCAAGCAAAAAUCAA
Drosophila biarmipes is the source of this 1385-nucleotide messenger RNA. RefSeq lists its product as uncharacterized. Gene Ontology annotation, molecular function: hydrolase activity, hydrolyzing N-glycosyl compounds. The coding region runs from base 325 to 1356 and encodes 343 amino acids. NCBI's taxonomy places the organism in Eukaryota, Metazoa, Arthropoda, Insecta, Diptera, Drosophilidae. The record is from RefSeq and is a predicted model, not a curated record. The transcript is spliced from 3 exons.